This is a messenger RNA of Cantharellus anzutake, 2105 nucleotides long. Its product is annotated as cytochrome-450 hydroxylase. Gene Ontology annotation, molecular function: iron ion binding; monooxygenase activity; heme binding. Bases 351 to 2015 code for a protein of 554 amino acids. The transcript is spliced from 15 exons. The record is from RefSeq and is a predicted model, not a curated record. Lineage: Eukaryota; Fungi; Basidiomycota; Agaricomycetes; Cantharellales; Hydnaceae.
GGCUCUUCUAUCAAGAUAAGUGGACCAGAUAAUUCAAGUCCCAAAGCUGGUAGGUGACCAGCCUCUGGUGCAUAUGAGCUGUGGCAUUGCGAGAGAGACAAUAUUGUCAGCUGCUCCCGGGCACUGUUUACUCCUUUCUGUCUCGCCGCCAUCUGGGGGGUUGAUCUCCCUACACCAACUCUCAGUCCGUCCUCUGAGAUGGCUGAUCGAAAGUCAUCCUGGCGCUUACACUUAAUUACCAAAUUGGUAGAUGCCAAAUAAUAAUGCACAAUAAAGUAGCAAACAAUGCACAAUAGAGCAACACCUAUGACCGCAGCAUUGGCACUCUAUCUCCAUCAUCUCUUAGCCUCAUGGGUCCCGUUUUUCAGUCGGUCGUAGUCCUGUUGGCUAGCGCGCUUGCAUGGUUACUUUAUGAGUAUGUGGUGAAAGCAAUCCGUUCACCACUGCGACGGCUCCCCGGACCAAUUAGUCGGGGAAUCUUUGCAAACCACCUCACGUUUGCGAUGGACCCUAUCUGGUCAGCUGCUGCACAAGACCAGUGGUCCAAGCGCUUUGGCUUGAAUUUGCGCAUCAAGGGCUUCAAUUGGUUCGACAACAGACUCCUGACGCUAGACCCCCGCGCCGUGCAUUACAUCCUUCACAACCCUCAACUCUAUGAAAAACCAACCAUUUCAAGACGCUACCUAGCUCACCUUAUUGGUGAAGGUCUUCUCGCUACUGAAGGUCCUCAACACAGGCAACAGCGUAAAGUGAUGAAUCCCGCAUUCUCGCCAUCGAAUCUUCGUGCCCUCACCCCUGUAUUCUUCACGAAGGCAUUCCAACUGCGAGACAAAUGGCUGUCAUUGAUGGAGGUCCCCCGAGAUGGCUCGAUUCUCAACGUGUCGCGAUGGAUUAGCCGUGCUACCUUCGAUGUGAUAGGUGUGGCAGGAUUUGGCUAUGAAUUCAAUGCUAUUGAGGAAGAGAACGAGGCCGUGUAUUUAGCGUACAAAGUCAUGUUCGAUGAGACCGUGAAUCAGGGCCAAUCCAUGUUUAACCUUGCCUCCAUGUACUUUCCAUUCAUACGACGCGUCUUCCGUACAAGAGAGGUCAGGAUUAAUGAAGCAAGCCAAGCCACUAUUGCCGAGGCUGGAAAGACACUUGUAGAGAAAAAGAAACGCGAGUUUCAAGAGGGGAACAAAGAGAGUCGUGACUUAUUGUCCCUUCUUGUUCGAUCGAAUCUGGCCCCAGAAACCGAUCCUUCCCAAAGGAUAACGGACGUCAGUAUAGCGAAUCAGAUCAAUACAUUCUUAUUCGCUGGGUCGGACACGACUUCGUUAGCAAUAUCAUGGUGUAUCCUUCUUCUCGCCCAACACCAGGAUAUCCAACAGCGACUUCGUAAUGAGCUGGUGGAUGAGGAGGGUGGCAUGUCUGCAGACAAUGAAUUUGCCACAGCCGACUUCUUCGUUCAGCUAGACAAACUUCCUUAUCUUGAUAAUGUCUGCAAGGAAAUUCUUCGGUCCAUCCCACCUGUCCACUCGUCCAUCAGAAUGGCACUUAAGGAUGAUAUUAUACCUAUAUCCAGUCCAAUGCGCUGGGAGGACAGGAAAGGGAAGACUAUCAAGGUGGAAGCGCACCCAAGUGGAAUUAAGAUAGCAAAAGGAGAAUACAUCCAUAUCCCUUUCGAAGGGUUGAACUUGGCUAAGCAUGUUUGGGGUGAAGACGCGCAUGAAUUCAAACCUGAUCGUUGGGAUCACCUUCCAGACGCAGCCCGGUCGGCGCCCGGAUUAUAUUCAAAUAUCAUGACUUUCGGUUAUGGGCCCAGAUCUUGUAUAGGAAUGCGUUUUUCGUUAAUGGAGAUGAAAACUUUCUUAUUUGUACUCCUUCGAUCUUUCCGAUUUGACGAUCCUCCCAGAGUGCGGAAAGUCAAUGUGAUCGUCACACGACCAUAUGUGAAAGGGUCGCUGAAGGAAGGCACCCAGAUGCCAAUCAGGGUGACCUCGAUCGGUGUUCACGGAAAGGAUCCAAGCUUAACAUGAUAUCAUUAGUAUAUUAAAUAACGUUUCUGUUUCCUUUGGGUUGAAUUACUUUGGAUCUAUAAUGGAUUUCUAUGCGGUAGUAAAUUCGAC